AUGUAUUCCUUCCAGAUGUACGAUGAGAGUGAUGAAUCCAGCGAUGAUAGUCGACCCAGUGGACACUCGUCAACUCGCAAGCGUCUUCCCUUCGAUCCCAAACCUCACCUAGUCACUAUUGUCAAAACUAACACAGGGUUUGGUUUCAACGUGAAAGGGCAGGUCAGCGAAGGAGGCCAAUUGCGAAGUUUGAAUGGUCAAUUGUAUGCACCACUACAACAUGUUAGCGCAGUACUUCCAGGCGGGGCUGCGGAACGGGCCAAUCUAAAAAGGGGGGAUAGGAUUCUUCAAGUGAAUGGAGUCAACGUAGAGGGAGCAACACAUAGGCAUGUCGUGGACUUAAUAAAACAUGGUGGUGAUCAGCUUACAAUGAUUGUUAUUUCUGUGGAAGAUUCCGAAGUAGAUAGAUUUGAAUAUGGUGAAGAAAGCGUGAUUUCUUACCAACACGAUUAUUCCGAAAGCAGGUCGUUACCGGUAACCAUUCCCACCUAUCGUACAGUAAAUGAUGGUGUUGAAAAGUUUGUGGUUUUCAACUUGUUUAUGGCUGGUCGACACCUUGGAUCACGACGCUACAGUGAAUUUGUUGAAUUAUACCAGCUUUUACGUCGUGAAUUUUCUGAUUUUUGUUUCCCAAAAUUACCUGGGAAGUGGCCGUUUUCGUUGUCGGAACAGCAACUUGAUGCGAGGAGACGUGGUCUCGAGGUAUAUUUGGAGCGCGUUUGUUCUGUGAAAGUAAUAGCGGAUUCUGAUAUCAUGCAGGAUUUUCUUAUGGAGUGUGAUCCGUCAUGUGAAGUAGAAGUACGGGUUCUGUUACCUGAUGGAGGAAGUGUCUGUGUAUCUAUUCGACGAAACUCAUCAACUUCAUUCUUGUUUGCCCUUGUUGCUCGAAAAUUGAACAUGUCUCGCGAUAUGGCUCUCUCUUGUGCAAUAUUUGAAACAAUGGAACAAUCCUUUGAAAGGAAAUUGCUUGAUGGUGAAUUCCCGCAUCAGCUUUACAUCCAAAACUAUUUGUGUGCGUCAUCUUCCUGUCUGGUGUUGAGGAAAUGGAUUUUUGACCCAGAUCGAGAGCGACAAUUAUGUCAAAGAGAUCCAGUAUUCCGUCAAUUCAUUUUUCAUCAAGCUGUUGCUGAUGUUAACGAGGGAAGAUUGAAAUCGUGUCAAAAGAUGUACCAGUUGAAAGCAAUACAAAAUGAAGGAAAUGCUGAUGAGUUUCUGGAAAUGACUCGUGGAAUGUCCGGGUACAAUGAAGUUGUAUUCCCUCCUUGUUGUUGUCCAACAAGGAAAGCUGGUGAUGUUAUAAUGAUAGUGCGUUUUUCAUCACUCCUACUAACUUCCAGCCCUCCGAGUUCUGAGGUAGUUUUCAACUGGGAUGAUAUUCUAGAAUAUAAUGUUGUAGACGCUGGAAGGGCAUUUCAGUUUAUUUUCAAAAGAGAAGACAAGCAGGCAAAGCCUAUCAAACUUCUCAGUAAUUAUGUAAGCUUAGGUUUUUUAAAAGUUUUUGUGGAUUUGUUUACUAUUCUGUUCGAUAUUGUAUUAAAAUUCAAAACCAGUUCGUCCGUGUUGUUAUUGUGUGUAAGUUCUAAGUAG
Molecule: messenger RNA, 1587 nt
Organism: Angiostrongylus costaricensis
Lineage: Eukaryota; Metazoa; Nematoda; Chromadorea; Rhabditida; Metastrongylidae
Source: the annotation of a GenBank genome assembly